Messenger RNA from Ruditapes philippinarum (Manila clam), 830 nucleotides. RefSeq names its product prion-like-(Q/N-rich) domain-bearing protein 25. The record is from RefSeq and is a predicted model, not a curated record. The annotation marks the transcript as partial. The transcript has 7 exons. Lineage: Eukaryota; Metazoa; Mollusca; Bivalvia; Venerida; Veneridae.
UGAUUUUUAAUUACUAUUGUUUGACGAGUGUAUAUGUCGUAAUAAAAUUUGAUAUUAAAAAUCUAAAUAUGUCAAGUUUGCUGUUGAUAUUUCAUGAUUAUUUUUAGGAAAAAGAGGAUACUUUUCCCAUAUAAAAAACAAUAUGGAAUUUUUAAUUUUUCUGAUGCUGAUUGAAUGUGUGACAUUGAAUAUCAAGCCGGUUUACAGUACAGAAAUAGGUGCGCCUUGUUCGUUAUAUUGGGAUUGCAGAAGUAAGACGGUUGAUAACCUCGUAUGUACAGAGAGUUUCUGCGCGUGUGAUUCCGGUUACAAGCCCGUGGGUACCCUUUGCGAACCAGCUCUAGAUGGGAAUUGUACGGUAGAUUCUGACUGUACGACGUACUUAAGCAAUUCUGAGUGCACGAGUAAUUCGUGCAGUUGCAUUACUGCGUACAAACCGGACAAUAAUCUGUGCACGGCGGUUCUAGACGGGAGCUGUACGGAAGAUUCUAACUGUACUACGUAUUUAAACAAUUCUGAGUGUACGAGUAAUACGUGCAGUUGCAUAACUGGGUACAAACCGGACAAUAAUCUGUGCACAGCGGUUCUAGACGGGAGCUGUACGGAAGAUUCUAACUGUACUACGUAUUUAAGCAAUUCUGAGUGUACGAUUAAUACGUGCAGUUGCACUACUGGGUACAAACCGGACAAUAAUCUGUGCACGGCGGUUCUAGAUGGGAACUGCACGGUAAAUUCUGACUGUUAUACGUAUUUGAGCUCCUCAGUGUGCACGAAUAAUACAUGCAGUUGUACAACUGGGUACAAACCGGACAGUAAUAUAUGCACGGAGG